Molecule: messenger RNA, 5790 nt
Organism: Durusdinium trenchii
Lineage: Eukaryota; Dinophyceae; Suessiales; Symbiodiniaceae
Source: the annotation of a GenBank genome assembly
AUGGCUCUUUCUUCACUGCUGGAUUCUGAAGCGACAUUUUGUCAGCAGGCAGAUGAGUGUGGGUUAUCAGAGCCUUGGGUCACAUCGUUGAAAAACAACGGUGUGGCCACCUUCGCAAAGUUGAGUUUUGCAAUUACAAGUCCGGGUACGGUGGCAAGCGAUGAUCAAGUGACACGCUUCAUGACCAAUUUGAGGCCUGGAGUGGUGGCCACGAUAGCAGAUCUUUCAGCCUUCAAGAGGAUCUUAUUUGAAUCACAAACCCUUAUGAUUUACAGGCUCAAGUCCGCGGCCAAGGGCGAUGACAUGCCUCCCAAAAGAAUGCCUGCGCCUGAACAUGAUGCCAGGCUGGCGUUGCAACGUCAGCAUUUGAGGGGCCUGGAUAUCUCAGGUCCUUUGGAACCAGCGCAUAGCCUGUAUGAUAUGUGUGCUCAGAUGGUGGAGCGCAAUUCCAAGUGUUUGUCUCGGCAGCAGGAGUUGAUGGGAGCAAACCCUGAAAAGGAGCUGCAGUUGGAUGCCUCUAAGACCGGCCUGAUCAUCAAGGAGCAGCCCAUCACACAGGAGAUUAGUUUGACAUCGGAUCUGGCCCUCUUUCAAGCAAUGCAGCGUAGGGCCCUUGCCAUGGACCUUGCCAACUUGGCCACCUAUGAGGCCUUUGUGCGUUUGAGUGAAACCUUCACUGGGUCGUUGAAGGUCAUGCCCACGGCGGGCAAACCCUUGGACCCAAUGAUUGAGAAGCUGGAGAAUGAUGUUUCGGUGACCUAUUUCAUGUUGCCAGUUCCUAUUCAGUCCAACUCGAGCAAUGUGAGCGAUUCAAACAAGACAGACAAGAAGCGUCAGGCGGAGGCAAGCUCGGAGAAGCCUCAGCCGAACAAAUUCACAAAGAAUACGAAGGGGAAAGGUAAAGGGAAAAACAAAAAGAGAGAGCCGGUGCCAGCAGGCCUUAAGGGCAUGCGUUCACGCACCCGACAAGAACGUGCAGUUUCACCAGAUCCUGCAAGGAAACGGCCGAGCCAUGAGAUGGAGAAUGAACGUGCAGAUUCAUCUGAACACGUGAAACCUGAUUUUGGCUCGAGUGGUUAUUUUUGCAUUGAAUUAUUUUGUGGGUCAGGUAACCUGACCUUUGCAAUGAAGCAUUUCUUUCCCGACAGUUUUGGUGUGGAUCAUAAGGUUGCAAAGCAACGGGUCAAAGUGAUUUGUUUGGAUUUGACACGAAAAGAUCAUCAGGCGUUGGCGAUCGACUGCAUGGGCUACUUCCGGAACAUGCUUGUGGGUGCAUUUCGGAGUGCCUUGUGGAACAGCAUCGAGGGCACGCUUCAAACUGCUCGUUGGCCGGAUGGCCUACCUGGAGUCUCUGGUGUCAAUUUGGCCAGGCUGCGUGCAGCCAACAGGCUUUAUCGGUUCAUGUCCGAGCUCAUUCUGACUUUGGAUCGACUGCGCAUCACGUGGACUGUUGAGAACCCCUGGACAAGCUUGUUGUGGUUGACAAGUUAUUGGAAGAGUGUGGAUGAACAACUGAAGGCAGAGUAUACACCACAGCUUGCAAAAGCACUUGCUACAACCAUUUUGGAGGCCAUUGCAGGCACCCUCAAGCUGCCCAAUGUCUCCCAAGCGCUGGGUGAUGUGGAUUCUGGAGUUGCAGCGACUGGAGAGCGGCUCACGGCCUGCGAGGUGAGCUCCGCGCAUUUGAAGAGGUCUUUGACGGUUGAUGAACUCCUUGCAGAAUCUUCGAGUGAUGAUGAACAUGUUGCCAAUGAGGCCAAAGACGGCAAAGGACAAGAGGCGUUUGCCAAGCAAGGGACAGAUGUUUCAAUGCAACAGCCUGCAGCCGCUCCCACUUUGGAGGAGGUGCUGGCACAGGUGGAUCUUUCUGAGGACGAGGAUGAUGUUGGUCCAAUUGCAAAGCCUUCUGAAGUUCCCGAGGCCAGAUCGAAGCUGAAUCCAGGCAAAAGUGGUCAAGAGAUUUCCAGCGCAGAAUCGCAGGAACAGACUGGUGUGAAGUCUGGGCAAAAGGUUGGAUUGGAUGAGCUGCUGGCAAUGGGAUCGGACUCCUCCAGUGAUGAGAGACCACCGAGUGAUGCAUUAUCUGACAAGGCCAAAAUGAAGAUCGAGCAACAGCCUCGUGCCCCGCCUCCUGCCUCCACUCAGAGAGGCCAAAGUGAAGGAGAUGAGACACAGGCCUUUUUUGAAGCACCCUUUGAGUGGUGCCUCGAACACGAGCGGUCCUUGCUUUGUGCUGACAGCAUUCCUGCUGACGAGCGAGAGCCGCUUCAGUCUGGAAGUGGUGCUGCUUCUAAAACCACAUUGGCUUCUUCCACGCUGAUCGAGGCUGCCCGCAUUCCUCGUUUGGUAGAGGUCAAACCAUGCGCCGAGCUGCGCAGAUUCUUGGCCCAGGAAGCUGGACUUCCGACCUGUGUGACUGCAAGCAAUAAACUGGUGGGUGUUGGAACGCUCAGGGGUGCCGUGGUUCUCUUGGACAACAAGCUCCAAGAUAUACCAGCCAAACCUCAGGUCUUGAGUCCAGGAGAGGAAGCUUCUGCGGUCACUUCAGCGGCCUUCUCUGUUGAUGGUGGAAGUCUGCUUGUGGGGCACAAGAGUGGACAGGUGUCGUUGUGGGACCUGGCGUCACACAAGGUUUCUUGUGUUGUGCAAGACGUACAUUCAUCACCAGUGCUGUCGCUGGCAUUUUGCCGCCCUAGCUGGCAAUAUGCACUGUCAGCUGACGCGAAAGGAAGUGUCUAUUUCAUUAGCUUUUUCACCGGCACAUUUGGUCGCCUGGACUUUGAAAAGCAGCUCCUUUUGGAGCAGUCCUCCAACAUAGGAGUUACGCUGCGUGUGCUUCCGCUUCAGGCUUCAUCACAACAAAAUCAUCCUGCUGACUCGCACUGCCUUGUAGCACUCUGUGCAAGCAGUGCCACGGUCCUUUUGACACUGCAUCCAAGUGCCAGCGUUGUACAGAAGAUCCAGUAUAAUGCCAAAGAUGCUUCAUGGGUUCCCGAUGUCACAUGGCUUCGCUUGGAAUCGCAGGACUUGGCACAGCCCGCAGAGGCACAUGUGACCGAUCCCCAGCUCUGCGUUGCCUAUGGCCAGACUAUUCAUAUCAUGAGAGUGAGCUAUGGCAUGAAUGAGACAAAGGGCAAGGAAGACUUCAAAGUCACUCUGAUAGGACGCUAUAACUGGGGAUCACCAAUCCGUGGAUUGGCCUCCUUCAACGACAAUGUGAUCGGAGUCCUUGAUGGUGCAAACAGGCUGAGCGUGGUUCAGUUGCCUCAUGCCGAGCCACGGCCUUCCACGGUGCAGCUCUCUCCCGUCCACUCGGAGGACAUCACGAACUGGUCGUUGGUUUUCCACACCAUACCGGUGGACGGAAGGGAAAUGCGUUCGCAUCAUGGGGCACUGAGUGUGUUUCGUGGGCGCUCUCGGACGCUCUACAUUUGUGGCAUGAAAGAGGUGUGGAGCUUUCAAAUUGGACGUUGGGGUCAGCACAUCGAAUCUGUGGUGGCCAGGAAUGAUUGGCCAACAGCAUUGGAUGUUCUUCUCGCGCUGAGGAGAGGUAGUCUCCCACCACUGCUAGAUUUUCCACAUGCAAUGGCGUCUCGCCAGAAAGCCGUGGAAUCAAGGAUCACCCAGGUCAUCCAGUCCUAUUUGGUGAACACUUUACGACCAGAAGCUGCCAGGCUGCAGGUGCGACAAAUUUGCUCUACAGCGAUCAAUGUUUGUGUCGAGUCACAACUCUGGCCUGUCCUUUACAAGACGGUAUUCGAGUGCUUCAAAGCCACUGGGCACAUGAACAUCUACUGCGCAGCUCUGGAGCCCUUCAUUCUCCAUGGAAGGAUACCACGAAAAGAAAUGGACUCGGAGGUGCUGUCGAGCAUACUGCAAUCCUACGCACUCCCGUUAGAAGAGGAGGAGCAGGCAUCUCAACAAGCAAGCAAGAAUGGUGCAGGUAUCAAGUUCAGAGAUUUGGAUCAUUGCCCAGAGCUCUUUCCAGUGGCUCGCAGGCUUCAACAGCUUGUGCUUUGUGUGGAUGUGUCGAGAUUGGACCUAAAUCUGGCGAUCCGUCUGUUCACUCAACACAGGUUGUGGACAGCAUUGGUGCAUGUCUACUGUGCGCUGGGAGACUAUGUUUCUCCACUGGAGCUUUUGGUGGGCGAAUGCACUCAGCUGGCCAAGCGUUGCUCCGGAGAUUCAUCGCCACAAGAGGCACCUUUGCUGCAAUGCCUACUUGUCAGAAAGUUGUUUUUCUUUAUCCACCGGUGCUUCGAGCUGAGAGCAUUUCCGUUGGAACCCAAGGACACAUUGGGCUUGGUGCAACCACCGCCGAAUGCGAUCACAGACUUGCUUGCCUGCAUCUUCAAGACACCUGAACCAUCGAAGGCUCCUCCCAUGUUUUUGCGACUGUUGCGCCUUUCAUCCUUUGCAUUCUUCCAGACUCUUUCUGCUUUGUUCACCUCCCCUUCUGCAGGCCGUGCUAUGCAGGACCAAGCAGCCGCAGGUAAGGUUUCAUGGUGGAAGGAGGAACAACAUUCACUCUUGAAGACCCUCUUUGAGCUCAUUGAGUCAUCCUUGGAAGUUGCCAGAAAGCAGUGUGCACAGGAUGGCAACCCGCUUCCCGAACACACGGAGAAGGAGUUCCUGUGGUUUGUUGCAAGAUCCCUUCCUCGAGCGAGGGCGCAGCUGCCCAUCCAGAAGGUAAUGCAGGUCGUUGAUCAGGUGCUUGCGACCUCACAAGGCACGCGGCACAGAAAGAUCGAGCAACUCCUGAUUGGUGUUCUGGCAAGCCAGGAUUGCUUUGACGACGAGCAUUCAGCCGUUGUUAUCACCAAGGCGAUGACUGGCUUUUGGGGCCUGGCCUCAUGGCUACAUGAGAGGAGUGGCGAGUAUGGAAAGGCCUUGGAUUGCAGAUUGCAGGAUCGAGAGCUCAGAGAGCAAAUUUUUGAAUACAUCAUUGCGAAGCUGGCAGAGGAGUUGAAUCCAGUGCUCAUCGAAGCGACGCUGCAGCGGCUACAGGCUCUCGUUGACGUUGACAACGAGCUGUGCUCUCUCAUGCUGUGUGAGCAGUUUGCCCAUGUACCUGACCAUUCCAGCGUGCUUGAAAGCCUAAAACCAUAUCCUCAAAUGGAGAUGCGAUACUUGGAGGCACUCCUGAACCGAUGGGCUGGCGUAGCUGAUCGGCAGGCAUUUUUCAACAAGCACGUGGUUCGAUACAUCGACUUGCUAUGCCAACAUUUCCCCUCAGCUGUACUCCCCUUCAUUCUUGAGAACGAGGCAUUGCCCCUCAGGGAGUGCUUGGAGCUUUGCAGCAGGUAUCGCGUCACAGAUGCAUCUGUGCAUUUGUUGGAGCGGACUGGUGACUUUGCCAGUGUGCUACAGCUGGUGCUUGGUGACUACCAAGAGGCGAUUGACAAACUCUGUGCGUGCUUCGGAGGGUUAGGUGACCGAGGUGACCGUGCUGCAGUCUCGAAAGCGGUGAAGCGACUUCUGGCAAGCCAGGACGCUGCUGGGCGAUCUGCAGAGGCUUGGUGGGAUGGUCUUGCAGAGGCACAGAAGUGCAUGAGCCUUCUGCAGAAUGUCUACGACUUAAGCUCCAGGAACUCAAACAUCAUGACCGAGGCACAACUGGAGGCGCAAUGGCAGAGCUCAUUAAGCAUCAAUGGCAAAGCGGAAAGCUUGGAUGAGGAACUCUGGUUUGGCAUUCUGGGCUUCACGGUGCGGAAGCAGGCCGUUUACCUGGUGUACUGUAUUCCUUUUCCAAGUGAUGGCUGUCAUCCACUUCAAGGAAAGCCUGUCUGA